AUGAAGAACAGAGGAGGUUCCUUGGCCCUCCUUGCGGGAUGCCUCCUCAUAAGCACCACACAGGCAACAGAUGGGCCAACAGAAGCGGAGGCAAUGAGACACGACAUCCUUCAGGAGAGCCCAAGACCCAGCUCCUCGACCGCCCCGUCCUUCUCCCUGUCACCUUCUAACUCGAGCCAAGGAGAAGACCCCCUGAGACACUGGAGACGCGUCAAAGGCAUCUUCUCGAACAUGGAGUCUAUCCUGGAGAAGCUCUACGAGGGAGAGAUCAGGUCAGGUCAUGUUCCUCUACAUUUAAUACCGAAGAUGAUGCUCGUCGGCGAUGCUGUCUACGGUGCGAAGACGAUUUAUAAAAGACUCGAUCCCGAUUUGGUCGAUUUGGUAAGAGAAAAGUUGAGUUCUGGGUUCCUGAGGAGGUUCAAGGAGCCCCUGGGAGAGAUCCUGACCGUUCCGGACGUCCAGGAGAUCGUCGACGACCUCGUGACCAGGUUCGUCGUCGAGACCGGCCACUUCCUCCACCACCAGGCCAUGACCUUCGCCCACGAACUCGAGUUCGUGACCGAGCUCAUGUUGUCCUCGGGGUUCGAGAAGGAGGAGAUUUCGGUCGUCCUCAAGCUCCUUGGCCUUCCUCCCUUUCCUCGAGAGAUAGAGGGGUACUCAGGAGAACCUCCCCUGGAUGAUUCUCCUGUAGAAGCCGCCGUAGACGGUUCCCGACGGCGUUCGAGAGACAGGAGGUUCAAUUCCAACAGGAGGAAUUCCGAGUAUGACUACCCAGCGGGCGGGUACGGUUACCAAGGCGGGUACUCGGGUGGCUACGGAGGCGGCGGAGGCUACGGAGGGGGCUACAGUGCUGACGGAUACGGCGGGGGCUACGACGCGGGAGGCUACGGGGGCUACGGGGGCUAUAUGCAAGACAUGUCCAAGAUCGACCCUUUCGUCAUCCUGGGCGGACUGGCCUUCCUCACCCUCUGCUCCUACGUGACCUUCCUCGUCCUCUCCAGCAAGACGAGGAAGCGCAGCGUGCCGGACUUGAGCCUCGACCUUUCCGAUCUUCCGAAUCUGAACUUGAUCUUCGAGGCGAUGGACGAGGAGUCUUUCGGGGCCUCGAAGCAGGGUACUGAGGACCUCCUCGCCGUCAUCCCACACGAGGUAAAUCUAAUGUGGAGGAACUACAAGCAAGAUCCAAGCACAGGGUCUUGCAUGCAGCAGUUCUUGUGCGAGAGUGUCUUCCGUCGCACACAGCAACACCUCCUCAGUUCGAACGAUUUUCUGAUACAGAUUAUAAGUAUUUUUAAUAAUCUAAAUAAUGAUAUAAUCCUGUCAUCAUGCCACAUUUUACCGAGGGCUACACUAUGGAAUUCAGUUCCGUCAAAAUUUUACUUGAGGCAGAUCAGUUCAGUUUACCUGGGUGAAGGGUCGCCCAAGGCGCACUACCUGCGGUACAAAGUCGGCCUGUAA
Penaeus vannamei (Pacific white shrimp) is the source of this 1458-nucleotide messenger RNA. The record is from RefSeq and is a predicted model, not a curated record. NCBI's taxonomy places the organism in Eukaryota, Metazoa, Arthropoda, Malacostraca, Decapoda, Penaeidae.